AUGGGUCUCGUGAGGCACAUGAGCCAUGUCGACCGCGAGGAGCUGUACACCGACCUCGAGGCGCGCAUCCGCUACCUCCACAGCUUUCUCGACUUCAGCAGCAAGGACAUCGAGGCCCUCAUCUCAGGCGCCAAGUACGUCAAGGCGCUGAUCCCCGCCGUCGUCAACAUCGUCUACCACAAGCUGCUGCAGUACGAUAUCACCGCACGCGCCUUCACCACCCGCUCCACCAGCUUCGAGGGCCCCAUGGACGAGGUCCCCGACGACAACUCGCCCCAGAUCCUGCACCGCAAGAUGUUCCUGCGCGCCUACCUGGCCAAGCUGUGCUCCGACCCGAGCAAGAUGGAGUUCUGGGAGUACCUCGACAAGGUUGGCAUGAUGCACGUCGGCCUCGGCCGCAAGCACCCGCUGCACAUCGAGUACAUCCACCUCGGCGCCUGCCUCUCCUUCAUCCAGGACAUCAUGACCGAGGCCAUCCUCUCGCACCCGCGCCUGACGAUGCAGCGCAAGAUCGCCCUCGUCAAGGCCCUCGGCAAGGUCAUCUGGAUACAAAACGACCUCAUGGCCAAGUGGCACGUCCGCGACGGCGCCGAGUUCGCCCGUGGCGGCGGCGGCGACGACGACGACGAGGGGCCCGAGAUUGAGGAGGAAGGGUACCUCCACGGACGCAAGAUCCUCGAGAGCGAGUCCGACGAGGAGAAUGCCGUCGGCGGGCCUAGGUCGCCGUCGAGAUUACCGAGGCCGAACAGUGCCGGCGGCGGUGGUGGGGUGUGUCCGUUUACAGGCAUCGUUGCCGGCGUGGAGGGGUUGAAGGUCGGCGGGGCGAAGGAGGAGGGAGCGCCAAGGAUCGACGCUUCAACGUAG
Messenger RNA from Colletotrichum higginsianum IMI 349063, 864 nucleotides. RefSeq lists its product as uncharacterized. Bases 1 to 864 code for a protein of 287 amino acids. Gene Ontology annotation, molecular function: oxygen binding; heme binding. The record is from RefSeq and is a predicted model, not a curated record. The transcript is spliced from 3 exons. NCBI's taxonomy places the organism in Eukaryota, Fungi, Ascomycota, Sordariomycetes, Glomerellales, Glomerellaceae.